AUGACAUCGCGCUCGGCGCUCACCGUUUCAGUUCCUCGAAUCCAGUGCUCUGAGCGGGUCACCGACCUCAAGAAUCGCAUCAGACAAGCCGCGCUGCGAGCACGGUUGGAGCGGGUGGAAGUCCAUGCUUUCGGCUCGUCGGUGAAUGGCUUUGGAGACGAGACUUCGGACAUUGACCUUGUGCUGGAUGUGCCGGAGGAAAUCCUUGAACAAGUAGUUUCGUGGAGCUACGUGCGUGACCUGAUCCCCGUGACGCUGGACUAUUUGUCUGACUACCUCGUGCAGGAGGGUUUCCAAGUGCGCGAGAAGGUUCUGUCCGCCAAGGUUCCCAUUCUAAAGCUCACCAUAGAUGGUGUCGAGUGCGAUCUCUCGUGCAAUAACUUGCUUCCAGUCUUCAACACGAAGCUCUUGAGCCUCUAUGCAGAGAAGGACCAUCGAGUUGUGGAGAUGGCUAGACGGGUGAAGACCUGGGCCAAGAAGGAGGGCGUGCAUGGUGCCACCAACGGGCAUCUCUCCUCCUAUACCUUCGGCUUGAUGGUGAUCUUCUACAUGCAGCAAAAGGGUGGUCUGCCGUGCCUGCAGACGAAUGCGGACCAUCACCCACAGUGGUACGGCGAGCGCAGCGGGCGGAAAGCGUGGAACGUCUUCAUCGAUGAAGCACCCACGGCAGAGACCGAACUGCAGUCUCACCGGGAUGCGGCGACUCUGAGAGGCUUCGCUGAGUUCCUAACUGGUAGCCAGGACUUCCGCUGGGGACGGGAUGUAAUCUCCAUUCGGCAAGGCAAGGUGUUGCCCAUUGACAGCAUCUGCUUCAGGGAGCUGAACACAAGAUUGCGAGACUGGGACGAGAACCUCUUGCACAUCGAGGACCCUUUCGACGUCUCGCGGAACCUGGCCUGCGUGUUUUCUCCAGGAUCCAACAGGAGGCUUUGGAAUGCUUUGAGACGGCUGGCAAAAGAGCCCGGCGCUGCAACACCUGUGUCUUACCCGGCCGGCCAUUUUCAAUCUGAACCUUCGAGAGCGGCUGGUAACUCCAUGGC
Symbiodinium sp. CCMP2456 is the source of this 1040-nucleotide messenger RNA. The record is from the annotation of a GenBank genome assembly. NCBI's taxonomy places the organism in Eukaryota, Dinophyceae, Suessiales, Symbiodiniaceae.